This is a messenger RNA of Mercenaria mercenaria, 1598 nucleotides long. Its product is annotated as derlin-1-like. Gene Ontology annotation, cellular component: endoplasmic reticulum membrane; Hrd1p ubiquitin ligase ERAD-L complex. The record is from RefSeq and is a predicted model, not a curated record. The coding region runs from base 140 to 499 and encodes 119 amino acids. The transcript is spliced from 3 exons. Gene Ontology annotation, molecular function: ubiquitin-specific protease binding; misfolded protein binding. Gene Ontology annotation, biological process: endoplasmic reticulum unfolded protein response. NCBI's taxonomy places the organism in Eukaryota, Metazoa, Mollusca, Bivalvia, Venerida, Veneridae.
UUUACCGAAAUAAAAAGCUGAUUUCAUCGUAAAUUUGCAUAAUUUAGGAGAGGCGACGCCAAAGGAAUACUUUCUUAUGUUGCUGAAGCGGACGUCUAUUAACAUUGAUCGAUUUUUGUUUACUAAAUAAUUGUGAAAGAUGCCAUCUAAUGAUAUUGGUGACUGGUACCGAGGAAUUCCACAAAUAUCCAAAUACUGGUUCACUGGGUCAGUGAUCAUUCCGCUUGCUGCAAGAUUUAAUUUCCUGGAUUUUAAUAAUCAAAUUUUGUUGUUCGAACCUGUUAUUUACAAAUUACAGAUAUGGAGAUUGGUGACUUCAGUACUGUAUUAUCGAAUAACUCCAAGCACGGGAUUCAAGUACCUCGUGAACCUCUAUCUCCUGUAUUCAUAUUCCACAAGACUUGAAACUGGUAUAUUUGAUGGGAGACCAGCAGAGUAUGUGUUUAUGUUGCUGUUUAACUGGCUCUGCCUUGUUGUAUCCUUCAAAAAAUUCAAAUAGAAUCGCGGAUGUGUGUCUAAUUGUAGUCAUUACUGGUUCCAGGGUUUUCUGUUUUUUAGUCUGCAACAAGCAACACACCCAUACAUAGAAUGGAAACGCUUGAUUUGGCGAAUUCGGAUGCGUAAUUUUCACCUGGAGCACAUUCCGAUUCCUUUCGUGGAGUCCGCGUAUAUACACAACUGUUAAACAUAAGAAAUAUGAAAUUAAUCAGAUGAAUGUUUUUUUUUUCGGCGACGCCGUCUAAAUUCGUUUUCGUUACCUAUGCCACGUGACUUCAGUUUGCAAAUCAAACUACUUGAUAACGCAUUAUAGAUAGUUUAUCAAAAUGGAAGAUUUAUUCUACACUCUGCCUGAUUGGACGAGAGUGUCAAUUUCUUUCACUCUGUUGAUUGUGCUACGCUGAGUGAAAUGUAAACAAAGCGUUUAUCCUAAACGACGCUGUUCACAGUUUUAAAGCUAACUUUGGCUCAGUAUAUUUAGCAAGAAUAUUGAUAUAUCUCAAAAUGAUAAGUAAGUUUAAUAAAUAUGAUAAAAACCUGUUCAAAUACCAACAUAUAUCAAAUUAAAGAAAGAGCUGAAUACGGUCUGCGUAUCACAUGAAUAAGGGUGUGAUAAGAGUCUUUUAUGUAGAGAAGUGCUUUUUAAAAGAUUUUCCUUGCUACAAUUGUCGUCUGUAUAUGAAAAGGUUUCUUGCUUUUGUGACUUAUUCAGAUUGCAUAUUAAAAUGAGUACUUGUUUGCUUUAAUAUAUUUGUUAUAAAUUAUUUAACUGAUUUAUUGAAUAUUUUUCUUUAGUAUGGUAUGCAAAUAUUGAACUCAGUUGAAAUCUGUUUUAUUAUAUAUAUGCUAUAUAAUGACUGAAUCUCAUUACACUGAAAUGAAGGUACGCUGCAUACAGUUUAUCUAUGUGAUAUGACUAUGGUCAAACUUUGCUUAUGAAACAGAAAUAUUGAAAUAAUUACAAUUGUAUGUUUUGCUUGACCUUCACUUUUUUAUAGGUGUGACGUCAUUGUCCAAAGAUUCAUGAAUAGCGAAUAUGCUAUUUGUUAAAGCGGGAUCAGUUGGCCUAUUUUAGAAAUAAAUAAAAAUAAUAACUAAAA